CCGCCGCCGGCCGGGGGGCUGCGGCCGCCGCCGCUGCCAUGGGGCUGCCCACGCUGGAGUUCAGUGACUCCUACUUGGACAGCCCGGAUUUCAGGGAGCGCCUCAAGUGUCACGAGAUCGAGCUGGAGAGGACGAACAAGUUCAUCAAGGAGCUGAUUAAGGACGGAAGCCUCCUCAUCGGGGCCCUGCGAAAUUUAUCCAUGGCAGUACAAAAGUUUUCACAGUCUUUACAAGAUUUUCAGUUUGAGUGUAUUGGAGAUGCUGAAACUGAUGAUGAAAUUAAUAUUGCCCAGUCAUUGAAGGAGUUUGCUCGGCUCCUGAUUGCUGUUGAAGAGGAGAGAAGACGACUGAUCCAGAAUGCUAAUGAUGUGUUAAUAGCACCACUGGAGAAGUUUCGAAAAGAGCAAAUAGGAGCAGCAAAAGAUGGGAAGAAGAAGUUUGACAAGGAAAGUGAGAAAUAUUAUUCCAUCUUAGAGAAGCACUUAAAUUUGUCAGCCAAGAAGAAAGAAUCUCAUUUGCAAGAUGCAGAUACACAGAUUGACAGAGAACAUCAGAACUUUUAUGAAGCAUCAUUAGAAUAUGUUUUUAAAAUCCAAGAAGUACAAGAGAAAAAGAAAUUUGAAUUUGUAGAACCUCUCUUGGCCUUUCUUCAAGGAUUAUUUACAUUUUACCAUGAAGGAUAUGAACUGGCUCAGGAGUUUGCGCCAUACAAGCAGCAACUGCAGUUCAAUUUGCAGAAUACUCGGAAUAACUUUGAAAGCACUAGGCAGGAAGUGGAGAGACUCAUGCAAAGAAUGAAAUCAGCCAACCAAGAUUACAGACCACCAAGUCAAUGGACAAUGGAAGGCUAUCUCUAUGUGCAGGAGAAACGACCCCUUGGAUUUACAUGGGUAAAACAUUACUGCACUUAUGACAAAGGAACAAAAACUUUUACAAUGAGUAUAGCUGAAACAAAAUCUGGUGGAAAAGUGAAUGGCCUUGUCACAAGCUCACCAGAAAUGUUCAAGCUAAAAUCUUGCAUCAGGAGAAAGACAGAUUCAAUUGACAAACGUUUCUGUUUCGAUAUUGAAGUAUUUGAGAGACCUGGGAUCAUCACACUGCAAGCUUUUUCAGAAUCCAACCGGAAACUUUGGCUUGAAGCUAUGGAUGGAAAGGAACCAAUCUACACAUUGCCAGCCAUUAUUAGCAAGAAGGAAGAAAUGUUCUUAAAUGAAGCAGGUUUCAACUUCGUGAAGAAAUGUAUUCAUGCUGUAGAAACAAGAGGUAUUACAAUCCUAGGGCUGUACAGAAUAGGUGGUGUAAAUUCCAAGGUGCAAAAGCUGAUGAAUACCAUAUUUUCCCCUAAAUCACCUCCUGAUAUGGAUAUUGAUAUGGUUUGGGACAAUAAAACAAUAACAAGUGGACUAAAAAACUACCUCAGGUGUCUUUCAGAGCCACUGAUGACUUUCAAGCUGCACAAAGAUUUCAUUGUUGCUGUUAAGUCAGAUGAUCAGAACUACAGAGUUGAGGCAGUGCAUGCACUUGUGCAUAAAUUACCAGAGAAGAACAGAGAGAUGCUGGACAUCCUUAUUAAGCACUUGGUCAAGGUAUCACUGCACAGUCAACAAAAUCUAAUGACUGUAUCCAAUCUUGGUGUUAUCUUUGGACCAACACUGAUGAGAGCACAAGAAGAAACCGUGGCUGCUAUGAUGAACAUAAAGUUUCAGAAUAUCGUCGUUGAAAUUCUGAUAGAGCAUUAUGAAAAGGUAGAAAGAAAUUACCUGUUUUAUAUUCAUACUGCACCAGACCCCAAUAUUCCUCUUCCCCAGCCUCAGUCCCGAUCAAGUUCAAGAAGAACAAGAGCAAUUUGUCUCUCCACAGGUUCACGUAAACCCAAGGGGAGGUACACACCAUGUCUAGCAGAUCCUGACAGUGACUCAUACAGCAGUAGCCCUGACAGCACUCCCAUGGGCAGCAUUGAGUCUCUGUCUUCUCACUCCUCUGAGCAGAACAGCACCACCAAGUGCACGCCCUCACAGCCAAGGGAGAAAUCGGGAGGGAUUCCAUGGAUCGCCUCUCCCGCUUCUUCUAAUGGCCAGAAAAGUUCAGGCCUGUGGACUACAAGUCCAGAAUCCUCAUCAAAGGAGGAUACAACCAAAACAGAUGUGGAAUCAGACUGCCAAAGUGUAGCUUCUGUCACUGGACCAGAAAAUGCCUCUCCACCAACAGACCUGACCAAAAGUUCCUACAGUCUGUCUGGGAUGAAAAGGUCAUCAGCAUCUUCCCUUAGGUCAAUUCCAUCCGCUGAAGGUAACAAAAGCUGCAGUGGGUCUAUACAGAGCUUAUCUUCAACAGAUACCAAAGAUACACCAAAGGCUCCACCAAACCCUGAUUUGCCUCCCAAAAUGUGUAGGAGAUUAAGAUUAGAUACUGCAUCGAGUAAUGGCUAUCAAAGACCGGGAUCUGUAGUGGCUGCAAGAGCACAGUUGUUCGAAAGUGCUGGUUCACUUAAACAAGUUUCUUCAGGACGGGCCAAGUGUAACGCAGAGAAACUAUUUUUGAGCUGCUUGGUUUGAUACCAGAAAUACUCAAGUCAAGACA
Messenger RNA from Catharus ustulatus (Swainson's thrush), 2580 nucleotides. RefSeq names its product rho GTPase-activating protein 42-like. Gene Ontology annotation, molecular function: protein binding; GTPase activator activity. The record is from RefSeq and is a predicted model, not a curated record. Gene Ontology annotation, biological process: signal transduction. NCBI's taxonomy places the organism in Eukaryota, Metazoa, Chordata, Aves, Passeriformes, Turdidae. Gene Ontology annotation, cellular component: cytoplasm.